AUGGCGGCAAAGACAGAUUUGGACCAUAACCAUCCACUGUUCCUUCAUCCUUCAGACACGAGGAGAGCUCCGAUAAUAUCGAUCCAAUUGACUGGUUCUGACAAUUACAUCACCUGGAGUCGAGCGAUGGAAAUCCAGCUGCUUGGGAAGAACAAGCUAGGGAUAGAUCAUGAGCUCACUUUGAAGGAAUUGAUAACAGGGAUUGUGUAUGAAAAUAAUGCUAGAGCUAUUUGGGAUGAUUUGAGGGAACGAUUUGAUAAGGAUGAGUUUGACAACAUGGUGCCACCUCCAUGUGAUUUUGCCAAGUCUAAAAAUUUCAUUGAAUUCAUGCAAAAAGAGAAGGUCUUACAGUUUUGA
Molecule: messenger RNA, 357 nt
Organism: Nicotiana attenuata
Lineage: Eukaryota; Viridiplantae; Streptophyta; Magnoliopsida; Solanales; Solanaceae
Exons: 3
Coding region: 1-357 (118 amino acids)
Source: RefSeq, a predicted model, not a curated record